CUUACUCAAAAUGUGCAAAGAAGAAUAAUGGAAGCCCCUGAAUACCUUGAUUUGGAUGAAAUUGACUUCAGUGAUGAUGUAUCUUAUUCAGUCACAUCCCUCAAGACCAUCCCAGAACUGUGCCGAAGAUGUGAUUCGCAAAAUGAGGACAGAUCAGUUUCUAGCUCUAGCUGGAAUUGUGGUGUCUCAACUCUUAUUACAAAUACACAAAAGCCCACAGGAAUUGCCGAUGUAUACAGCAAGUUCCGCCCUGUGAAGCGGGUUUCCCCACUGAAACAUCAGCCAGAGACUCUGGAGAACAAUGAAAAUGAUGACCAAAAGAGCCAGAAGGUGGAGUACCAGAAAGGGGAUGAACCUGAGCCAGGCCCCCAGCCUGAGGAGCACAGUGCUGGAGAUGGAGAGGGCAGCCUGCCAGGUAAAGGCACCGAGCCUGGAGCGUUGUUGGGCGAACUGGAACAUUACGACCUCGACAUGGAUGAGAUUCUGGAUGUGCCUUACAUUAAAUCCAGUCAACAGCUUGCCUCUUUUACCAAGGUUACUUCAGAAAAAAGGAUUUUGGGUUUAUGUACAACUAUCAAUGGCCUUUCUGGAAAAGCCUGUUCUACAGGAAGUGCUGAGAACUCACCGUGCAACCUGACACCAUUUUGUGUUCUUUCUCCUGUGAAAAGCCCUCACUUGAGAAAAGCAUCAUCUGUUGUCCGGGACAAGCACAAGCUUUCCACUGAAGAGCUGGAGAGCUCACCGCCUCUAGUUAAAUGUGGCUCCACAUAUGAACCUGAAAACCAGAGUAAGGACUUCCUACACAAGACCUUUAGUGACCCUCAUAGCCGAAAAGUUGAGAAGGCAAUGCCAGACUGCCAGCACAGGGCUUUCCAUCUGCAGGCCUCAGCUGCAGAACCCAAACCAGAAGAACAGAUCAGUGGCUUGAACUGGACUUGCUCCCAAGGCCCAGAAGAAAGAAGUGAGUAUCUGAAAAAAGUAAAAAGCAUCUUGAACAUCGUUAAAGAAGGACAAAUAUCUCUCCUGCCGCAUUUAGCUGCAGACAAUCUGGACAAAAUUCACGAUGAAAGUGGAAACAAUCUGUUGCACAUUGCCGCAUCCCAGGGACAUGCAGAAUGUCUGCAGCACCUCACUUCUUUGAUGGGAGAAGAUUGCCUCAAUGAGCGAAAUACUGAGAAGUUGACUCCAGCUGGCCUGGCCAUCAAGAAUGGUCAGUUGGAGUGUGUUCGCUGGAUGGUGAGUGAAACAGAAGCCAUUGCAGAACUGAGUUGUUCAAAGGAUUUUCCAAGCCUUAUUCAUUACGCAGGUUGCUAUGGCCAGGAAAAGAUUCUUCUGUGGCUUCUUCAGUUUAUGCAAGAACAGGGCAUCUCUUUGGAUGAAGUGGACCAGGAUGGCAACAGCGCCGUUCACAUAGCCUCACAGCAUGGCUACCUCGGGUGCAUACAGACCUUGGUUGAAUAUGGAGCAAAUGUCACCAUGCAGAACCACGCAGGGGAAAAGCCCUCCCAGAGCGCUGAGCGGCACGGUCACACCCUGUGCUCCCGGUACCUGGUAGUAGUGGAGACCUGCAUGUCGCUGGCCUCUCAGGUGGUUAAGUUAACCAAGCAGCUGAAGGAACAGACAGUGGAGCGUGUCACACUACAGAACCAACUCCAACAACUUCUCGAAGCCCAGAGAUCAGAGGGCAAAUCACUCCCUUCCUCCCCCAGUUCACCGUCCUCACCAACCUCCAGAAAAUCCCAGUGGAAGCCUCCAGAUGCAGAGGAUGAAUCUAUAGCCAAAAGCAAACCAGGAGUCCAAGAGGGCAUUCGGGUUCUUGGAAGCCUGUCUGCAUCCAGCCGAGCUAGGGCCAAAGCAAAAGAUGAAGAUUCUGAUAAAAUCCUACGCCAGUUAUUGGGAAAAGAAAUCUCAGAGAAUGUCUGCACUCAAGAAAAGUUGUCCUUGGAAUUCCAGGAUGCUCAGGCAUCCUCUAGAAAUUCAAAAAAGAUUCCUCCAGAGAAGAGGGAACUGAAGUUAGCUAGGCUGCGGCAGCUAAUGCAGAGGUCACUGAGUGAGUCUGAUACAGACUCUAACCAUUCCGAGGAGCCCAAGACCACGCCUGUGAAAAAGGCUGAGAGGCCCCGGCCACAGCCUAUUGUGGAAAGUGUGGAGAGUAUGGACAGUGCAGAAAGCUUACACUUGAUGAUAAAGAAGCACACCUUGGCAUCAGGACGCAGGUUUCCUUUUAGUAUCAAAGCCUCCAAAUCCCUGGAUGGCCAUAGCCCUUCUCCCACCUCAGAGAGCAGUGAACCAGACUUGGAAUCCCAGUAUCCAGGCUCCGGGAAUACUCCCCCAAACCAGCCCCCUGGAGACUCCACUCAGCCCAGCCCUGACAGCACUGCUGCCCAAAAAGUUGCCACAAGUCCCAAGAGUGCCCUCAAAUCUCCAUCUUCCAAGCGCCGAACAUCUCAGAACUUGAAACUCAGAGUUACCUUUGAAGAGCCUGUGGUGCAGAUGGAGCAAACUAACCUCGAACUUAAUGGAGAAAAGGACAGAGAUAGGGGCAGGACCCCCCAGCGGACCUCUACGAGUAGCGAAUCAGGGGAUCAGCUGAAAAGGCCUUUUGGAACCUUCCGAUCCAUCAUGGAGACACUCAGUGGCAACCAGAACAAUAACAAUAACUAUCAGGCAGCCAACCAGCUAAAGAUCUCUACCCCUCCCUUGACCUCACUUGGAAAGAAGACAACAGACACCAAGGGAAAUCCCAUGAGCUUGGCUAGCAAAGGAAAGAAUAAGACAGUGAGUACUGCUUGGAGACUCUCCUUUUUUUCCCCCUUGAAUUGAUUAUGCUGUAAUUUCUAGCACUAGACAUUGUUGACCGGUGCCAUCUUAAGGGAAUCCCCAGAAAACUCCAUAGGGAUGCACAAAAAGCCAAAUUCCCAUGUUUCUAAUAAGACAUAUCAAGUUAGAAUAUAUACCCUUUGUUCUUCCUUUGGAAAAUAAGAGAGAAAGGUAAAUAAAUCACAGAUGAUA
Molecule: messenger RNA, 3012 nt
Organism: Loxodonta africana (African savanna elephant)
Lineage: Eukaryota; Metazoa; Chordata; Mammalia; Proboscidea; Elephantidae
Gene: SNCAIP
Product: synuclein alpha interacting protein
Exons: 9
Coding region: 28-2823 (931 amino acids)
Molecular function (GO): ubiquitin protein ligase binding
Source: RefSeq, a predicted model, not a curated record